Messenger RNA from Hipposideros armiger (great roundleaf bat), 4492 nucleotides. RefSeq names its product transient receptor potential cation channel subfamily C member 5 (gene TRPC5). Lineage: Eukaryota; Metazoa; Chordata; Mammalia; Chiroptera; Hipposideridae. Gene Ontology annotation, biological process: regulation of cytosolic calcium ion concentration; calcium ion transmembrane transport. The transcript is spliced from 10 exons. Gene Ontology annotation, molecular function: protein binding; inositol 1,4,5 trisphosphate binding; store-operated calcium channel activity. Gene Ontology annotation, cellular component: plasma membrane; cation channel complex. The record is from RefSeq and is a predicted model, not a curated record. The coding region runs from base 21 to 2945 and encodes 974 amino acids.
UUUCUAAAUUGAUAUCAACCAUGGCUCAACUGUACUACAAAAAGUUCAACUACUCACCGUACAGAGACCGCAUUCCCCUGCAAAUUGUGAGGGCUGAAACAGAGCUCUCUACAGAGGAGAAGGCCUUCCUCAAUGCUGUAGAGAAGGGGGACUACGCCACUGUGAAACAGGCCCUACAGGAAGCUGAGAUCUACUACAAUGUCAACAUCAACUGCAUGGAUCCUCUGGGCCGGAGUGCCCUGCUCAUUGCUAUUGAGAAUGAGAACUUGGAGAUCAUGGAGCUACUGCUGAAGCACAGCGUGUAUGUAGGUGAUGCCUUGCUCUACGCCAUCCGAAAGGAGGUAGUGGGCGCUGUGGAGCUUCUGCUUAGCUAUAGGCGGCCCAGUGGAGAGAAGAAGGUCCCCAAUCUGAUGAUGGACACCCAGUUCUCCGAGUUCACACCGGACAUCACUCCCAUCAUGCUGGCUGCCCACACCAACAACUAUGAAAUCAUCAAAUUGCUUGUCCAAAAACGAGUCACUAUCCCACGGCCCCACCAGAUCCGCUGCAACUGUGUAGAGUGUGUGUCCAGUUCAGAGGUGGACAGCCUGCGCCACUCCCGCUCCCGGCUGAACAUCUAUAAAGCUUUGGCAAGCCCCUCACUUAUUGCCUUAUCAAGCGAGGACCCCAUCCUAACUGCUUUCCGCCUGGGCUGGGAGCUCAAGGAGCUCAGCAAGGUGGAGAAUGAGUUCAAGGCUGAAUAUGAGGAGCUCUCCCAACAGUGCAAGCUCUUUGCCAAAGACCUACUGGACCAAGCUCGGAGUUCCCGGGAAUUGGAGAUCAUCCUCAACCAUCGAGAUGACCAUAGUGAAGAGCUUGAUCCUCAGAAGUACCAUGACCUGGCCAAGCUGAAGGUGGCAAUCAAAUAUCACCAGAAAGAGUUUGUUGCACAGCCGAAUUGCCAACAGUUGCUUGCCACUCUGUGGUAUGACGGUUUUCCUGGAUGGCGGCGGAAACACUGGGUAGUCAAGCUUCUGACCUGCAUGACCAUUGGGUUCCUGUUUCCCAUGCUGUCUAUAGCUUAUCUGAUCUCACCUAGGAGCAACCUUGGUCUGUUCAUCAAGAAACCCUUUAUCAAGUUUAUCUGCCACACAGCAUCGUAUCUGACCUUUCUCUUCAUGCUUCUCCUGGCUUCUCAGCACAUUGUCAGGACCGACCUCCAUGUACAGGGGCCUCCGCCAACUGUUGUGGAAUGGAUGAUAUUGCCUUGGGUUCUUGGUUUCAUUUGGGGGGAGAUUAAGGAAAUGUGGGAUGGUGGAUUUACUGAAUACAUCCACGACUGGUGGAACCUGAUGGAUUUUGCAAUGAACUCACUCUACCUGGCAACUAUUUCCUUGAAGAUUGUGGCCUAUGUCAAGUAUAAUGGUUCUCGUCCAAGGGAAGAAUGGGAAAUGUGGCAUCCAACUCUGAUUGCAGAAGCACUCUUUGCGAUAUCCAAUAUUUUAAGUUCGUUGCGUCUCAUAUCCUUGUUCACAGCCAACUCCCAUUUAGGGCCUCUGCAGAUCUCUUUGGGGCGUAUGCUGCUUGAUAUCCUCAAAUUCCUCUUUAUCUACUGCCUAGUCCUGCUGGCUUUUGCCAAUGGAUUGAACCAGCUUUACUUUUAUUAUGAGACCAGAGCAAUUGAUGAGCCGAACAACUGCAAGGGGAUCCGAUGUGAGAAACAGAACAAUGCUUUCUCCACGCUAUUUGAAACCCUUCAGUCACUCUUCUGGUCUGUAUUUGGCCUUUUAAAUCUCUAUGUCACCAAUGUGAAAGCCAGACACGAGUUCACAGAGUUUGUGGGAGCUACCAUGUUUGGGACGUACAAUGUCAUCUCCCUGGUAGUGCUGCUGAACAUGCUGAUUGCCAUGAUGAACAACUCCUACCAGCUUAUUGCCGAUCAUGCAGACAUUGAGUGGAAAUUUGCAAGGACAAAGCUUUGGAUGAGCUACUUUGAUGAAGGUGGCACCUUGCCACCUCCUUUCAACAUCAUCCCCAGCCCCAAGUCAUUUCUAUACCUUGGUAACUGGUUCAACAACACCUUCUGCCCCAAAAGAGACCCUGAUGGGAAACGGAGAAGGCACAACUUGAGAAGCUUCACAGAACGCCAUGUUGACAGCCUGAUACAGAAUCAACAUUAUCAGGAAGUUAUCAGGAAUUUAGUCAAAAGAUAUGUGGCUGCUAUGAUAAGAAAUUCCAAAACAAACGAGGGGCUAACAGAAGAGAAUUUUAAGGAAUUAAAGCAGGACAUCUCCAGCUUUCGAUAUGAAGUGCUUGACCUCUUAGGAAAUAGGAAACACCCAAGGAGGAGCUUUUCCACCAGCAGCGCUGAACUGUCUCAGAGGGAUGAUACUAAUGAUGGCAGUGGUGGGGCUCGGGCCAAAUCCAAGAGUGUCUCUUUCAAUUUAGCCUGCAAGAAAAAGGCCUGCCAUGGGACACCUCUCAUCAGAACCAUGCCAAGAGACAGUGGUGCCCAAGGGAAGUCAAACGCUGAGUCAUCAAGCCAACGCUCCUUCAUGGGUUCUUCUCUGAAGAAACUGGGUCUCCUAUUCUCCAAAUUUAAUGGUCAUAUGUCUGAACCCAGUUCAGAGCCAAUGUACACAAUUUCUGAUGGAAUUGCUCAGCAGCACUAUAUGUGGCAGGACAUCAGAUAUUCUCAGAUGGAGAAAGGGAGAGCAGAGGCCUGUUCUCAAAGCGAAAUUAACCUCAGUGAGGUAGCAUUAGGUGAAGCCCAGGGCCUUGCUCAGAGCAGUGAAUGCCCACUGGCCUGUUCCAGCUCUCUGCACUGCGUAUCCAGCAUCUGCUCCUCAAAUUCUAAACUUUUAGAUUCCUCAGAGGAUGUAUUUGAAACUUGGGGAGAGGCUUGUGACCUGCUGAUGCACAAAUGGGGUGAUGGACAGGAAGAACAAGUUACAACUCAGCUCUAAGUCAAGCCCCUAUUACCUGUUUCGGAACUCAACGUAAAAUUGCUCUGAAAGGUGACAUAGAGUAUGAUUCCCUCACUGCCCCCACUCCCAGAAAGGAGAGGGAAAUGCCUAUUAUUUUCACCAUCAAUUAUAGCCACAUUCUCCAUUUUUGUUCUUGUUAUUAUUACUGCUAUGAUUUGCUUUUUAUACCUGUAAACACUAAGUCCAUUUCACAACCAACCGAAGCGGUGUGUGCCACUAAUUAGCAGAGGUGCAGGUGGGUGCUUAACCCUCUGGUCUUGCUUUUCUUACCCUUGCUUCCUUGAAGCCCCAGAUACCACUGUUGCUGCUGCAGAUUCCUUAACUUCCUCAAUAUCUCACACCAUUUCCCCAGGCUGAGGGAUGUGCUCAGCUAUUCCCACCAGUUCUCAGAUGAGGCAAACUAAUCUGCCCAUUUUGUUACCCAUCAAUGCUCCACGCUGCCCAUUCUGGUUCAGUGAACAGCAUCAAAAGGAGACUGAACAGCCUGCAAAGAACUGUCAGCUUAUGGUUUCUAGGUAUAACUGGCAUUCUUGUUCUUUUUGUUCUUAAACACUCUAACCUCUCCUUAUCAUGGGGGCUAUUGAACUUUUUGUUUCUUAAAGAUGUGGUAGUUUCCUAAUGUGUGCCAAUGAAUAUUUACCCCACAGUAUACAUCAUAUCUAAUAAGUUAUUGAAUUCCUUUCCUGGGCUUGUGUAUUUCAGAUAACUUACUACAUUUUAAAAUUUGAUAGUAUCAAGAUUGAUACUUAGGAUGUAUACUGUUUUUAAGAACUUCUGCAUUCUAAACAAUAGUAAUUAUAUCUCAUACAUUGGCAAGAACAAAUAAUUAGCUGGUGUAUUUAUAGGGUCCUAUCUACUGUUGAUAGUUUUAAUCAUCAUUGCUAUUGAAAAGCAUUUCUAAGAUAAAAGCUUGGCUUUGAAAGUAUUUUUUUAUCAGAAAAAUGACAUCUUGUUGAAGCGUAGAAAUCUAAAAAGAACUUCUGCAUUAAAAUUAAUUGCUUUCUGAUAAAAACACAAAAAAAUUUUAGGUCUAGAUAACUUGAUUCAGGCUGCUGUUUUAAUAUUCCCUGGGGGCAAUGGAAUUGCAUGUGUAAACUUAUGUUGGGUAUAUAACAUAACCCAACUGAGUUCAUGGAACUAUAAACAUGAUCCAAAUUAUACUGUCUUCAAAGAAAGCUGCAUUUAUACAUCCAAACAAAUUAUUUUCCACAGCUUAAGAGGACCUCAUCAGAAUACAAAGCUGCAGGUUAAAAAAUGAACUCCAUAAUGCAUAUGGUCAUCAUAUUAGAGCCAAUAACCACCAAGCAAUAACCUGUUGAAAAAGCGUGUUUUUGGUUUUUUUUGUUUUGUUUUUUUACCAACGUUAGCACAAAGGUAUCCCCACCUCACUCUAACAUAUGAGCUGAAACAGCCCUACCUAGGUCUGGGUCUGGGAGAUUAAAUUAAGUGUGUAGCUCAGAAAUGUAAGAGAGUUAGGUGUUUAAAUUUUGACUGACACAUUUAAAAGUUAAAAAUGUAUUCCAAAC